This is a messenger RNA of Penicillium angulare, 228 nucleotides long. RefSeq names its product DAHP synthetase. The transcript has a single exon. Bases 1 to 228 code for a protein of 75 amino acids. Gene Ontology annotation, biological process: aromatic amino acid biosynthetic process. Lineage: Eukaryota; Fungi; Ascomycota; Eurotiomycetes; Eurotiales; Aspergillaceae. Gene Ontology annotation, molecular function: 3-deoxy-7-phosphoheptulonate synthase activity. The record is from RefSeq and is a predicted model, not a curated record.
AUGGAUGAGUUAAUCGCUACUAUGGAUGUGCACCAACUCCGUAGCUCAUGGAUUGGUGGUGUUCAUCUAGAAAUGAUGCCAGAUGAUGAGACUAGUGUUGUUCAGGACGACGAAAUCGGUGGUGUGAAUUACAGUACUACGUGCGCUCAUCGACGUAAUAGACGACAGAUUUUGGAGGUGGUAUUCCUAAAUUCUGGCUGGGAGGCACUAUGUUCAAUUCUGGGGUAG